Molecule: messenger RNA, 2873 nt
Organism: Oenanthe melanoleuca
Lineage: Eukaryota; Metazoa; Chordata; Aves; Passeriformes; Muscicapidae
Gene: DEPTOR
Product: DEP domain containing MTOR interacting protein
Exons: 9
Coding region: 282-1475 (397 amino acids)
Biological process (GO): intracellular signal transduction; negative regulation of TOR signaling
Molecular function (GO): protein binding
Source: RefSeq, a predicted model, not a curated record
UGCCGUGUGACAGCCGGGGGGGGCCGCUGCUGCCUCGGCGAGCCCGGCUGCGGCGCGGCGGCUGCAGCCAUGUGUUUCUCCGCCUGCCAGUGACACAAUAACACGGGAAGCGGCGGGAGGGCUCCGAGCCUGCCGAGGGGAGAAGUGACCUGAGGCGCUCAGGUGAGCCGGAGCGGCAGGAGAGGCUGUCGCUGCCCGGCACCCCGCGGAGAGCUGCGGCGCUGCCGGCGGGGCCAGCGCGGCCGGGGGCGGCGAGCCCCCGCUCCCCGCUCCCCGCGGCGAUGGAGGAGGGCAUGAGCAGCAUGCAGCAGAAAGCGGCGGAGCUGGAGCACAUGGCCGAGGUCCUGCUCACCGGCGAGCAGCUCCGGCUCCGACUGCAUGAGGAAAAGGUCAUUAAGGACCGGCGGCACCACCUCAAAACGUACCCGAACUGCUUCGUUGCCAAAGAGCUGAUUGACUGGCUGAUCGACCACAAAGAGGCCUCUGACAGGGAGACAGCCAUUAAACUGGUGCAGAAAUUACUGGAUCACAGCAUUAUCCACCAUGUUUGUGAUGAGCAUAAAGAAUUCAAGGAUGUCAAACUGUUCUACCGCUUCAGAAAAGAUGAUGGGACGUUUCCCCUGGACAAUGAGGUGAAGGUGUUCAUGAGAGGACAAAGACUAUAUGAAAAGCUGAUGAGCUCUGAGAACACCCUUCUGCAAGCCAGGGAAGAGGAGGGAGUGAAGUACGAGCGGAGCUUCGUGGCGGCGGAGUUCGUGGAGUGGCUGCUGCAGGAGGGAGAGGCCGCGACGCGCGGCGAGGCCGAGCAGCUGGGCCGCCGGCUGCUGGAGCACGGCAUCAUCCAGCACGUGUCCAACAAGCACCAUUUUAUGGACAGCAACUUGCUGUACCAGUGCAGGAUGAAUUUCCGGCGGCGGCGGCGAUUGAUGGAGCUCCUCACUGAGAAAUCUCGCCUGAUGCCAGAAAGCCACGACAGCCCGUUCUGCCUGCGCAAGCAGAACCAUGACAACAGGAAACACACCAGCUUUCUCUCAGUGAGUCCCACCAAGGAGAUAAAGAUUGUGUCAGCAGUGAGGAGGAGCAGCAUGAGCAGCUGUGGCAGCAGUGGCUACUUCAGCAGCAGCCCAACACUCAGCAGCAGUCCCCCUGUGCUCUGCAACCCCAAAUCUGUAUUAAAGAGACCUGUGACUGCUGAUGAGCUAUUGAUGCCUGGAGCCCCAUAUGUUAGAAAAACUUUUACGAUCGUCGGCGAUGCCGUGGGCUGGGGCUUUGUGGUGAGGGGGAGCAAACCCUGCCACAUCCAGGCUGUGGACCCCAGUGGGCCAGCAGCUGCAGCUGGGAUGAAGGUUUGCCAGUUUGUUGUGUCUGUCAACGGCCUCAAUGUUCUCCAUGUGGAUUACAGGACAGUAAGCAACCUCAUCCUGACCGGCCCUCGAACAAUUGUGAUGGAAGUGAUGGAAGAAAUGGAGGCCUGAGAAGGCAAAAACCUCUAUUACUGGACAUUUUUGUGACAAAUAGCAACAGCCAUGGAGUGGUGUGACAUAAGGCAGCAGAAUGUUGCUGUGUCUACACAGAUGAUUUUGCUUUUAGGGGAGGGGGCUCUCUUUCAUUUAACAAUAAUAGCACUGGUGAUUAUGCUAAGAUGUCAACAAUAGAUACCAGCAUAUUUUCACUGUGGACUUCUCUGUGCCCAACAGAGACACGAUCAGGGCCUUUAGGUGGUCUGUCCAGCCAUGGCUGCAUUGGCCAGAAUGGGUUCCAGACUAAGAGGCCAUGGACCUCCAGUCCAGUCCAGUCCACUACUGGAUCAAAGCACUUCAGGAGGUGAAAGAGCCAAGCUCUGUGGGGUCGGGAUGUCACAGAUGGUUUCAUGAGAUACUGACAGUGAUAAACAUUGUCCUGGUGUGACACCUUUGUCCCUGGAGCACAUGCAGUCACAGUUACUCUCUCCUUGGCUGAGGGACAGCUGACUAAAUACUUGUUGAUUAUAGUCAAACAUAAACGAACUGCAAAUGCAUGAGAAAAGUGUCUGUGCUCUGUAGAGGAUAGUCUGGUAUGAAUGUUUGGGCCUGACUGAUUACUCGGGUUAGUCUACAAAGAAAAGGGAAAAACGUGUGGUACUUUUACAGAAACUGCUGUUGAAAAUUGGUCUUUUGGUUUCAAUGCCUGUGUGCUGGAUUAGGUGCUUGAGUAUAAAAUAUUGAUUUUGAGGUUUUUUUCCAUACCUGUAAAGGAGAGCUGCCUCAGUCUUACUGUUCAUCACUUUUGAGAAAUUUUGGACACCUUAAUUCCCAGAAGAAGAAUAUUUGUGAGCUUGUAGUGGGAAAUUCACAGUGUUAGCAUAAGGAAUGACACAUCCAAAUUCUCCAGUAGCAAAAGUACACUUCAAAUUGAAGCAAUGUACUUGAAUGUACAUUAAGUUUAUCAGCACUUUCCAAUCAUCUGAUGUUUUGCAAAGAACAAACUUCCCUCAUGACCUGCAUUUGACACUGUUACAGAUAAAACAUUGCAUUUAACUGACUCUUAUUGUUUUUCAAGCAGUAGGAUUUUUUCAUUGAUGAAUUAAUGAAAGAAGUAUUUUUUAAAACAUAAAAAUUCUGUAUUCUGCAGAGUUAGGUGAUGCUUCAACUUGAUGUUAAGAAGACUGCAUGGAUUUUCUUUGAUCUUUGAACUGAAUGAAUACAUCCUGCUUCACAAAAUUAUAAAUACAUUUUGCAGACUUUCUCUGCUGUCUAAAUUUUACAAUUAAAGCUUGACUUUCUAUAUGCACAAAUCAUUCAAUUAUGGGGUGGGGAAAGUAUUUUUCCUCAAAUAAUAUUGAAACAUGUUUUGUAUUAAAAAUUGUUCUCACUAAAUAAAUUGCUCUUUCAGUA